Messenger RNA from Arvicola amphibius (Eurasian water vole), 11307 nucleotides. It is a transcript of the gene Alms1, whose product is annotated as ALMS1 centrosome and basal body associated protein. Gene Ontology annotation, biological process: regulation of centriole replication. The record is from RefSeq and is a predicted model, not a curated record. NCBI's taxonomy places the organism in Eukaryota, Metazoa, Chordata, Mammalia, Rodentia, Cricetidae. Gene Ontology annotation, cellular component: cytosol; centrosome; centriole. Bases 1 to 11217 code for a protein of 3738 amino acids. The transcript is spliced from 24 exons.
AUGGAGCCGGAGGACCUACCGUGGCCCGGCGAGCUGGAGGAGGAGGAGGAGGAGGUGGAGAACGCGUACCCGGCGGCAACCGAGGAGAUCGGGGAGGCCCGGACCUCUGAAGAGACUGUGAAAGUGGAAGAGAUAGAAUUUGAAGAGGCGGGGCCCGAGGUGGAUUUGGAUUUUAACUGCGAGUCCCAAACGCGGGAAAGCACGGACGAAGAGGAGGACGAGAUGGCUAAGGCCUGGCUGCAGGCGCACCCUGCCCAACCUGGCAGGUCUUUCCCUCCGCCCCCGCCCCCGCGGUACCUGUACGCUCCAGUGGAGCAUCUAAGCGAGACUGAGGUGGUCUCACUGACGUGCCAUGGGUGGCAGCAGUCAUCCUCUCAGGACAAUUCUAGAGCACAGCUGUCCAACUCGGGUGUAGUGUCAUCGGAAACAGCAGUCCAGUGGGGUCCUGGGGAGGAACAGAGAGCAGAAUCUUGGCAUCAUCUUCCUCAAAAAAGGGCCUCUUCCCAAACCUUGGAUACGCCCCAGACUGAGAUUGAUGUGAGAAGAGAAGGAAUGAAAGUAAUAGACUUCCCCUCUCUGGAGAAAAGGGAACUGGCUCAGUCAGAACGUCCAGUCAUGAAACCAAAGCUAAAUCUCUUGUGUUCUCCAUUGCUAGUCAUCCAGGAUAAUUUUGCUACUCCUGAUUUGCCUUUGCUGACAUGUUUGACACAAGAACAGGAAUUUGAGCCUGAUUCUUUGCUCCAACAAAGUGAACUAGAAUUUGCACCUUUGAGAGAGAUUCCUGAUAAAUCGGAAGAUACUGAAUGGCUUUCUCGGCCGUCAGAAGUUAGAGAAGCUUUAUUCCAGGCCACCUCAGAAACAUCUUCAGACUUAGUUAACAGUUGCCUUAGUAUAUCUCAGCAUCCACUUACAGGUAGCACAACUUUUGGGUCUCAGCGCUCUCUUUUCCCAUCUGAACAAGAGAAUAAUGGAGAGAAUGCACCACCUAAUGUUCCUGAUGAACUGAAAGGCCCUAAUGGUUCUGAUCACUAUGAUGCCCUGCUUUCAUAUAUAUCAUGGCAGUCAGAAAAGGGUACUCAGCAACCAGAAGGCAAAUUGGCUGAUAAAGACCAGGUUUCCACUUCAACUUUAUCUGAUGUUAGUGAUGAGAGCAUAACUUGUAGAAGAAUCAAUGACUUUGAUUCGACUUGUUCACAUGCUCAGUAUUGGAAACAGGAAACAUUACAGCAGUCAGAAGCAUGUCUACCGCGUACAGACCAGGCUUCCUUCCCAAGCAAAAUUACUCCUCCUAAUAAAAUGUCAUAUUCUUUCCUGCGAUGCAUGUUGGAAAGAGGAAAAGGGGCUCCCUUGACCUCUGUUAACCAUCUUGAGAAUGUUUGUUUAAGGUCUCCAUCUGAGGAUAAAAUGAGUCCAAAGAUGGAUUCUUUGGAGGGCUUUGAAGGAAAUGAAGAUAAGAAGAAAAAAUUACCUCCAUUUUUUAAGCAAAAGGAGAUUAGAAAUAUUUUGCCAUCACCUCAGGUGCAUGCCAAAUCUCCAGAGUAUAUUGGGAUGGCUGUCGUCCUUGAUAGUCAUGAACAAGUUUCAGAAGCACAUAUACUCUCUAGAGGACUUGAAAUCUCCAAACUAGAGGCUUCUGGUGGCCCCCUUCGAACAGUUAAAGCCAACUUGGAUGAGACAUCAGAACAACCGUAUUUUCAAGAGGAAAGAAACCAAAAGGCAGCUUCUACUUUUGAUGGCCUACAGCAGAAGGCUGAGUCUGGCAUUGUUACUCUGCAUGGUGAUGCUGAGUACUCAAGCCUAUAUAAAACUACCGGUGUACACAGUGAAAGAGUUUCUGAAGUGCAAGGAGAGGUAGACCAUUCUAAUUUGGACAUUAGCCAGCCUUUUCCAUCUCCAUUAUCUUCAUUUGUUCCUCAAGAACCAACCAGUGAGUCAAAAUAUCAUUCCUCCAAUCUCAGAAUGUUGAGGGUAUCUCUUGACACUCAACCAACAGCUCUUACACGGUCAACAGGAGACACUUCUAAAGGAGGCAAAGUUGCAAUUACUCAAUCCAAGUUGAAACCAGAUAUCACUAACACUCUUGGAGAUUCAGACAUUGGAACACACUCACCUUUGUCCCUUGAGGAUUUAUCUCAGUUUGCUGUUGUACCUGAAGGCCGUCUAUCUGAAGAGGCUCCCCAAACUUCAGCUCAUUUUGGAUUAGUUACCCCAAGUAUUGGGAAAUCACCUGCAAUCCCUGCUUCACAAAGAGAGAAGCCUGGCAUUUUCUAUCAACAAGCCCUAACAGGUGGUCAUUUACCUGAAGACAUUAUGAAAACUACAGCUGCUCCAAGGCCUACUGACCAGAAGUUUGAUAGUCCAGCUCCACUCCCUACUUCCUACAUAUAUGAAGGACCUAAUGUUUUCUACCAACAAAUGCCAAAGAGUCAUUUAAGUGAAGAGACUGUGCGAGGUUCAGCUCUUCCUGGACCACCUACCCAGAAUGUACCACCUUUUCCUUCUCUGUCGCAUGGAGAAAAAUCUCAUACUUUCUAUUACCAGGCUUUGCCAGGAAGUUAUUUGAACCAGCCUUGGAAAGUUUCUGUUGCUCCUGGGCCUGUUGAUCAGAAGACUGGAGCAGCAGUAGGCCCUUCCACAGAUAGGCAUUUUACUGAAGAGACUUGGAAAGUGUUAUCUGCUCCUAGGCCAGCUGGUCAGAAGCCGGAGAUGUCAACGGUACACUCUAGUCCCUACUCAAAGGGAAUAAAACCUGCUAUUUUCUAUCAGUAUCCUCUGUUAGAAAGUUACCCAGGCAAAGAGCCUCUGGAUGGUUCAGCUAUUUCUGGAUCAGCUGAGAAGACUUGGUCCCCAACAGUAACCUCUGCUUCCCAGCCACAUAAAGAGAUAGCUAAAGCUUUCUACCAGCAGACAUUAUCAGACAGUCAUCUAACUGAAGAAGCAUUGCCCAUUUCUGUUACUCCUGGCCGAGGUGACCAGAAAACUCCUUUACUAUCAGAAUUACCUUUUUCCUAUUCUCACAGAGCAAAGAACCUGCCUGAAGGUGUGAAAGUUUCCACUGAGUCUGUAUCUGCUGAUGAGAAGACCGACAUUCCAACAGUGUCUUCUAGUUCCUACCAGCAUACAAAGAAACCUACUGUUCCUUACCACCAAGAGUUGCCAAACAGUCAUGUACUUGCAGGGACUCAGAAAGUUUCAUUUGUAUCUGGACCAGUUGACCAGAAGUCUGGAAUUUCUCACCCAUAUGUUGAGAUUCCCUGUGUUUUCUAUCAGCAGGAGUUGCCAGAUAGUCAUUCAACAGAAAAAUCUACAAAAACAUUGAUCCUGACGCCAGCUGUACAGAAGACUGAUCUGUCAACAGUAUCCCCUACUUCUCCAUCAAUUGGAGAAAAGCCUAUUUUGCUCUACCAGCCAACCCCUCCAGAUAGUCAGCUCUCUGGAAUAUCAACUAUAACCUCUGCCUCCUACUCAUAUCAAGAGAGGCUCAAUAUCUCUCAUCAGCAGAAGUUUCCGGACAGCUACCUAACUGAAGAGGCCCGGAAAGUCUUGGGUACCACUGGAUCAGUAGACCAGAAGACAGGGACCCCAACAAUGUCAUUGCCCUCUAUUUAUUCACAAAAAGAGGGGCUUGGUAUUUUCUAUCAACCAGCCCUGGCAGGUUCUCUAUAUAGAGAGACUCUACAAACUUCAGCUACUACAGCUACUACUAGUACAGUUGACCAAAGCAUUGUUAUGCCAACUGUAACCUGUACUUCCUUCUUACAAAGAGAGAAGCCUCAGAUUUUCUACCAGCAGGCUCCGUCAGGUGGUCAUUUGCCUGGAGAGUCUCUGAAGGUUUCACCUGCUCCUGGACCACCUGACCAGAACACUAGGGCACCAGCAGUCACUCCCAGUUCUUACUUCCCUGGAGAGGAGUCCAUUAUUUUUUACCAGCCUGGCUUGUCAGGUAACCCUCUGUCUGCAGAGUGUUUCAAAGUUCCAGGGAUUUCUGGAUUAACUGAACAGAAGACUAGCACACCAGCAGGACCAUCAGGUUCCUAUCCAGUUAGAGAGAAAUCCAUUAUUUUCUGCCAACAGACCUUGCCAGAUGGUCACUUUCCUAAAGAAGCUUUGGAUGUUUUACCUUCUUCUGGGCCAGCUGACCAGAAGGCUGGGCUACCUUUUAUCACCUCUUCUUCAUACUCAGAUCUAGAGAAUACCACUGUUUCUUACCACCAAGAGUUGCCAGAUAGGCCUCUAACUGAAAAUGCUGGCAAAGUUUCAGUUGUUCCUGGACCAACUGACCAGAAGACUGGGAUAUCAACAGUGCCUUCUACUUCCCAGCAAGAGUUUCCAGAUCUUAGUGAAAAAGCUUUGGAAGUUUUAGGUGGUACUGAAGCUAUUGAACAGAAACCUGAAAUACAAGUAGUGCCCUCUACUCCCUUAUACAGAGAGACGCCUAGUGUUUCUUAUCAGCAGGAGUUGCCAGAUCUUACUGAAGAAGCUUUGCAAAUUUUAGCUGAUUCUGGAGUAGUGCCUUCUAGCCCUAACUCAAAGGAUGCAACGCCCCUCAUCUCUUACCAGCAAGAGUCACCAGAUCUUACUAAAAUACCUUUGAAAGCAGUAGGACCUGACUCUACUGAUCAGAAGACUCGGGCACAAAUAGUUUCCUUCUCAAGUAGAGAGAAGCUCAGUGAUUUUCAUCAACAGGAAUUGCCAAAUACUGGUGAGGAUGCUUUAGGUGGUUUUGCUCAUCCUGGACAAAUGAAACAGAAGGUUGGGAAAACAACAGAACCUUUAAAUUUAAAACAGAGAGAGGCCAGUGUUUUCUCUUCACAGGAGUUGCCAGUCAGUCAUCUCACAGAAGAGGGCCUAAAAGUGUCAGCUGGUUCUACACUUACAGCACAGACACCUGGGAAUCCAACAGGGCCUUCUAGUUCCUACUUACAUAAAGAAAAGUUGAGUGAUUUUUAUCAAAAAGCCUCACCAGAUCAUGUUCUAACUGAAAAAUCUCUGAAGGCUUCAACUGUUCCUGGACUAUCUGGCCAGAAUAGGACACCCACAGUCUCAUCUGGCUUCUGCUCACAUAAGGAGAAACAUAAGAUUUCAGCUGCAGAUCUGCUGGAUGACCAGAAGGUUGAGUUGCCAACAGUUACUCAUAGGUCCUACCUACAUAGAGAGAAGCCUGCAGUUUCAUCUGUGAUUGGACCAGAUGAUCAAAGGAGUCCAUUACCAACAGCUUUUCAUGGUUCCUGUCCUCAGAAAGUAAAGCCUGCUAUUUUUGUUCAAAAGCAGUUAACAGAUAGAGAUCAAAGUGAAGAUAUUCCGAAGAUUUCAACUGUCUCAGAACCAACUGUUGUAAGCACAUGUGUACCAGUACCUCUGCCUGGUUCUUAUUCACAUAGAGAGAAAUUGGAUACAUCCUGUGGAUACCCCCAGGAACUGCCAGACAGACAUCUAACUGAAGAUGCUCUGAAGGUUUCAAGUUGUCUUGGUCAAGCUGACCAGAUUUCUGAUUUACCUACAGUUUCUCCUGGUACUUAUUCACACAGUGAAAAGCACCAACUUGUCUCAGAACAUGCCCAAAAGCUGAUAGAUAAUUUGAAUUCUCCUGAGUCUUGUUCUCUCAUUGCAAACAGUAUGCCUUUUAAUUCUCAGGUUGAUGAUGGAGUUAUCAUAUGUAAACCAGAAUCUUCAGGUUUUGGUGAUGUUGGCUGUGAGGAAAUCCGGGAUAUAGAUCAUGGUUCUAAAACUCUUAAAGAAAUUCAGACUCUUUUAAUGGAGGCAGAAAAUAUAGCACUGAAGCGAUGCAAUUUCCCUGCUCCUUUGGUUCCUUUCAGAGAUGUUAACGAUGUUUCAUUUAUACAGUCAAAGAAGGUGGUUUGCUUCAGAGAACCCUCCACAACUGAUGUUUGUACCCAGAGGGAGCCAUUUAUAGAGGAGAUCCCUCACAUUGAGUGUGUACAGAAGGACAUUGGCACACAGACAAAUUUCAGGUGCCAGAGGGGUGCUGAAAAUUGGCAGUUUAUUCGUUCAACUACGAUUAGAAGUCCUCUACAGGAAGCAGAAGGCACGAGAGUGGCAUUUGAUGGAACUUUCAGGCAGGUGGGAGCUUCCAGGUCUGUAAUGAGGUCUGAACCUGAAGGCUGCAGUACAGGCUUUGGGAAUAAAAUUAUUAUCCCUAUGAUGACAUUUGUAAAGAGUGACUCGAACAGUGAUGUAAGUGAUGGCUGCUGCUCAUGGGACAGUAAUUUACCCGAGUCUUUCGAGUCUGUUUCUGAUGUUUUUCUAAACUUCUUUCCAUAUACUUCACCCAAGACAAGCAUAACAGAUAGCCGCGAAGAGGAGGGAUUGUCAGAGAGUGAGGAUGGCUGUGGUAGUGUAGAUUCACUGGCUGCACAUGUGAAGUACCUUCUGCAGUGUGAAUCCUCAUUGAAUCAAGCCAAACAGAUACUUAAAAAGGCAGAGGAAGAGGAGUGUCGGGUCCGAGCCCAAGCCUGGAAUCUAAAGUUUAAUUUAGGACAUGACUAUGGAUACUCCAUUUCAGAAUUAAAUGAAGAUGACAGGAGGAAAGUAGAAGAGAUCAAGGCGAAGUUGUUUGGUCAUGGAAGAGCAGCUCACAUGUCUGAGGGUUUGCAGAGUCCACGGGGAAUAGGAUGUGUGCCCGAAGCUGUAUGCAGUCACAUUGUUAUUGAGAGUCAUGAAAAAGGAUGUUUUAGAACUCUUACUGCUGAGCGACCACAACCAGACAGCCGCCAUGGUGUUUUCCGACCUGUUGAACCUUCAGAUUUGAUUAGAGGACAACGGAGCCCAUCAUCAAGGAGAGGCAGGCACAUCAACCUUUCCAGAUCGAUAGAUCAGAGCAAUACCCGUUUCAAAGUUUGGAAUUCCUUUCAGUUACAGAGUCAUCCCCCAGUUCAAAAACUUGCACCUGAUGACAUCAAAAUUAGCAAGGGUGUUGGAAUGCCAUUCCAUGCAAACAUGGACCCUCAGCCAUUGGGAUUAGUAGAGCCUACUUGUGUGCCAGCUAAAGAAAUGGAUUUUCUUUCCUCAUCACAAACACUGCCCCCUGAGCCCACGGAGCAGUGCUCUACCUCCCUCACUUUUUCUUCUCACCAACACUCUAAGUACAUUUCUGAUUCCUCUGUUUUUAAGGUUGGUGUUACUGAAGGUAGCCAGUAUACUGGACCCUCUUUAGGAGUGUUUAAGUCUCAUAUCUCUGAAGAACAGAUUUCUCUUAGAGAUCGUAAACAGAAAACCUCUUCCCCUUCAUCACUUAAAAGGCAUAGUCAUUCACCAGUGACGGUUUUAGCGGAAGGUAGUAAGCAAAGGCAAAAAUUACCUCUUGAUUUUCAGCAUUCUCAUCAAAAACAAAAACUCUUAGAAAGAUCAGAGUUUAAAGCCAGACCUUCUGAACCCAGUGUCAGUCCAAAUUAUAGCACUUUCAAGGGAAUUCAGUUUUCUGGUAAGGAUACCAUUUUUAACCCAGAUGAACUAAAUACUACACCCGAUGUAAAAGAGAAGAACGUAACUGUAGAUCCUGGUCUACCUUCUUGCAUUUUCCUUGAACAACGAGAGCUCUUUGAACAAAGCCACACUCCACAUACAGAUCACCAGAUGAGGAAAUACUCUUCUCCAUUUUGUCCAGACAUUGCUUCUUGCAUUUUUCUUGAAAAGAGAGAACUCUUUGAGCAAAGCCAAGCCCCACAUGUAGAUCGUGAAAACAGAGAAGACCAUUCUUUCUUUGCUAAGUGCCAGGAUUAUAUAAUUGCAGAUCUUCCUUCUCCCGAUUUUCUUGAUGAGCAGGAAUGCAAAUCCCCAGCUGUAGAUCACCACAUGAGAAAACAGCAGUUUCCUCUUUCUCAAGGUCAGGAUUGGGUAGGAGAAAAGACUCAGCAUAUACCCCAGUCACAGUUUACUAAUACGAUAAAUGUUGAAGCCAAGGUCAGUAAUUUGAUCUCCCAGUCAGCCCCUGACCACUGUACAUCUGCAUCUAUUCCACCUCCAAAUAGGAAAGCACUUUCAUGUCUUCAUAUAACUCUUUGUCCCAAGACUUCUUCCAAGUUUGAUAGUGGAACCUUAGAUGAAAGGUUUCAUUCAUUGGAUCCUGCUUCUAAAACAAAAAUUAAUAGUGUGUUUGACUUUGAUCUUCGAACUGUAUCUUCUAGGUCAUUGGAACCAACCUCCAAAUUACUGACCUGUAAACCUGUAGCACAGGAUCAAGAAUCUUUAGGUUUUCUAGGACAUAACUCUCCACUGGACUUGCAAGUUGCACAGUCUUCUCUUCCAGAUAGUGAGACUAUUUCUCAGGACUUGAAAACCAAACCUACUCAGAAUAGCCAGAUAGUAACGUCAAGGCAAACACAAGUGAACAUUUCAGAUUUGGAAGGAUAUUCCAAACCAGAGGGGACUCCAGUAUCUGCAGAUGGUUUACAAGAACAGAGUAAGGCUCCCUUUCCUACAUCCUCUGGGAAGUUAUCAUCUGAUGCAGUCACUCAAAUAACAACAGAAAGUCCAGAAAAGACCACGUUUUCUUCUGAAAUUUUUAUUAAUGUUGAUGAUUAUGGACAGGAAGCUUUGGGCUCCACGGGUCAAAAGCCACCCAAGUUUGCCUCAUCAUCUCUGAUGCAAGAAAUCACAUCUUCUCCUGGCAAAGACACCCAGCCUGUACUGUUGCCAUAUAAGCCAUCAGGAAGUUCAACGAUGUACUAUGUUCCACAAUUAAAAACAUUAUCUUCAGAUCUGGAUUCCAAAUCAGAUACCACUGUUGAGAGCUCACAUUCAGGAUCCAAUGAUGCUAUUGCCCCAGACUUUCCACCUCAAGUGCUAGGCACAAGAGAUGAUGACCUUUCCGCCACUGUGAACAUUAAGCAUACAGAAGGGAUCUAUAGUAAGAGGGCCGCAACAAAGGGGCCCCCUCAGAAAGAUAAUGCAGAGGCCCCAGUUCAAGUGCCCGUCAUUGGGGAUCAGAAUGUCUCAGACGAAAAACAGAAAGAAACCAUCAGUAGACCGGUUGUGACCAAGAUGGCAUGGCCUGAAGAAAGAAGUUCCUUGCAGGACACUGCAGGUUCCAGUGAUACCAUUGUACGAGACAGAAAAGCUGAAAACCUCUCCAAUACUAAAUCCAUCAUACAGAAGGAGGAGAUCCAUGUUAAAAGGACCAUCCCUCAGGAACUCUGCCCAGAGAAAGAAGGAUCCUUAGAGAUAGAUAUUUCAGAGUCCGAAUGCCGUUCUGCAUUUGAAAACACCACACGCUCUGUCUUCAGGUCAGCCAAGUUUUAUUUCCAUCAUCCUGUGCACCUGCCCCACGAGCAAGAUUUCUGCCCCGAGUCUUUGGGAAGGAGUGUUUUCAUGCAGCAUUCUUGGAAGGAUUUCUUUCACCAUCAUUCAGAGCACAGCUGCCUUCCUCCCCCUGGCACAAGUGCAGACAAGACCAAGAUGGAUUACACCAGAAUUAAGAGCCUCAGCAUCAAUUUGAAUUUGGGAGACAAUGAGAAGACGAAUACUGUGAAGAACCAGCCCAGAGACCCAAAAGGCAAAAGACAGACAAAUGACCCAAAAAAGGAUCAGAAGGUCAUCCCAGAGCUAGCAGCACAGUGUGCUGUGAGUUUGAAUGAACUCUGGAAUAAGUACCAGGAGCGACAGAAGCAGCAGAAACCGCCUGGUAGUUGUGAAAAGAAAGAACUGUCUUUGGUGGAACGACUUGAUCGUUUGGCUAAACUGCUUCAGAAUCCCGUCACACAUUCCCUCCAGGCCUCAGAAAGUACCCAAGAUGAUAGCAGAGGGGGCCGAGGUGUGAGGGGUUGGACUGGGAGGAGGCGGCGUCAGCACAAAGGCAAGCUGCAGAGGAAGCAGUGUAAGAGCCUAGAGAGGGGUCACAGUGGGAAAUCCAAUCAGAUUAAAAUUGAGCAGGUUAAAUUAGAUAAAUACAUCCUGAGAAAGCGACCGGAUUUUAAUUAUGUCAGCAAUACCUCCUCAGAUUCUAGACCCUCAGACGAAAGUGAGCUGCUCACAGAUAGUCCCAACAUUUUUUCCAGCACUACUUCUCCUCUGGACUCAGAUGUAUGGACUCAAACUGACAGGGAUGUGACUUUAAAUGACAGGAGUAGCUCCAUAUCCACCAUUGACACAGCCCGGCUGAUCCAAGCUUUUGGCCAUGAAAAACUGUGUUUGUCACCCAGGCGAAUUAAAUUAUACAGCCGUGCCACUAAUCAACAGAGGAGAUUUCUGGAGAAGCAGUAUAAGCACAGCAAGAAGGCACUGAGCACAGGCUAUCCCCAAAUGACUUCUGAGUACUCCAGAAGGAGGCACAUCCAGGUGGCAAACCAGAUCUCCUCUGACUCCGGUUCAUCUGCUGGUAGUUUCUUGAGCUUGGCCUCUACUCUUUACGACGAGGAAAGUGUGCAUACGUUGAACAAGGGUGUACAAGCUGGUAACUUGGAGAUUGUGACCGGUGUCAAAAAAUACACUCGUGAUGUUGGAGUGACUUUCCCAACUCCCAGUCCUAGUGAAGCCAGAUUGGAAGAGGACAGUGAUGUGACUUCUUGGUCAGAAGAAAAAGCCAAAGAGAAAAAGUUCCUUACCAGUUAUCUGCGGGACAAAAACUUAAGGAAGAACAAGCCAAAUUCCUAUGAAGGUGUCUCAUGGUUUGUUCCUGUGGAGAAUAGAAAGUCUGGAUCUAAGAAGGAAAACUUGCCGAAGAUUUAUGGCCCUGGUAUCUCCUGGUUUGAACCAGUAACCAAAACUAAACCCUGGAGAGAGCCCCUGAGGGAACAAAACUGGCAGGAGCAGUGCAUGAACAGUCGUGGGUCCCUGGGAGCCCCAGGUGGAGAUGGUGGCCGGGCUCCUCUCAGGCCAUUUGUGAGAGCAACCCUGCAGGAAUCUCUUGAGCUUCACAGACCUGAUUUCAUCUCCCGUUCUGGGGAGCGGAUAAAGCGCCUGAAGCUACUAGUCCAGGAGAGGAAGCUACAGAACUUGUUCCAGAGUGAGCGGGAGGCUCUGUUCAAUGCGGUGCCGCCCCUGCCUAGGAGAGCCCUCCUGACUGCCCAGAAGAACAAGACUAUUGGAAAGAAGGAAAUGAUGCAGAGGACCAAACGGAUUUAUGAGCAGCUUCCAGAAGUGAAGAAGAAGAGAGAAGAGGAGAAGAGGAAAUCAGAAUAUAAAUCCUACCGACUGCGAGCUCAGCACUUUAAAACGAAAGUGACCAACCAACUCCUGGGGAGAAAAGUGCCUUGGGACUGACUUUCCUCAGAGCCUAGGAAUACUUUUUAUAAGCCUAAAGAAGCCUAAUUUAUUCUUUAAUGAGUGAUUUAAUAAAGCUUUCUCUUUGUC